This is a messenger RNA of Zeugodacus cucurbitae (melon fly), 1933 nucleotides long. RefSeq names its product solute carrier family 23 member 2. The record is from RefSeq and is a predicted model, not a curated record. The transcript has 7 exons. Bases 168 to 1892 code for a protein of 574 amino acids. Gene Ontology annotation, biological process: transmembrane transport. Gene Ontology annotation, molecular function: transmembrane transporter activity. Gene Ontology annotation, cellular component: membrane. Lineage: Eukaryota; Metazoa; Arthropoda; Insecta; Diptera; Tephritidae.
AGUUGCACCCAAUUCUCAUUCUGCAAAGUAACGCAGACGCUGGCGGAUCAUAUCGGUUGUGAGCGGCGCUUCGUUACUGUUCGGGUUUAAAAACCGUUAUUUUCGAGUGUGAUCCUUCAAUUAUAAAACGGCGCACUGUUGUGAUUAUACACAAAAAGCGUGCAAGUAUGGAGCUAACAAAUGUGAAAAUUGAUGAUGAGCUUCCACAACCACCGCUCAGCAAUGGUCCUGCAGCAAAUGGCCAGCCUGGUAAAGAAAAAUCGCAGCCCAAACUCUUAUAUGCGAUUAACGAGAAUCCGCCAUGGUAUUUGAGUAUAUUCCUGGCCUUGCAGCAUUAUCUGACCAUGAUUGGCGCUAUCGUCUCCAUACCAUUCAUUUUGACGCCCGCACUUUGUAUGUCCGAUGAGGAUCCCGAUCGUGGUGUUAUCAUAUCAACAAUGAUAUUUGUAACAGGCAUCGUUACACUACUGCAAGCCACCUGGGGUGUACGCUUGCCAAUCGUGCAGGGCGGUACAAUAUCAUUUUUGGUACCUACAUUAGCAAUUCUCGCGUUGCCACAAUGGAAAUGUCCACCGGUCGAGGAGAUUAACGCCUUGGAAGAGGAUGAACGUGUGGAAUUGUGGCAGAUACGUAUGCGUGAGUUGUCGGGUGCGAUCGCAGUGUCGGCGUUAGUGCAGGUUGUGCUCGGCUAUACUGGGCUUGUGGGAAAAAUCCUGCGCUUCGUAACGCCACUGACAAUUGUGCCGACGGUCUCGUUGGUCGGUCUAACACUGUUCGAACACGCUGCCGAAACUGCGUCUAAGCACUGGGGUAUUGCUGUUGGUACCACAGCCAUGCUAACGUUGUUCUCGCAGAUAAUGGCGAAUGUGUCCAUACCGUUCCCAGCUUAUCGCAAAGGUCAUGGCAUUGAAGUACGCAAUUUCCAGCUUUUCCGAAUGUUCCCGGUGCUUCUUACGAUUGCUAUAAUGUGGGGUCUCUGCGGUAUACUUACCGCGACAAAUGUUUUCGAAGAGGGACACCCCUCACGUACAGAUGUGCGCUUAAAGGUGUUGACCAAUGCCAAAUGGUUCUAUGUACCUUAUCCCUUCCAGUUUGGACUGCCGUCAGUCACUUUAUCGGGCGUCUUGGGCAUGUUGGCGGGCGUUUUAGCGUGUACCGUGGAGUCGCUCAGUUACUAUCCAACCGUAUCUCAAAUGUCCGGUGCGCACUCUCCGCCGCUGCAUGCCAUCAAUCGUGGUAUUGGCACCGAGGGUCUCGGCACAGUGCUUGCCGGUAUUUGGGGCGCUGGCAACGGCACAAAUACUUUUGGUGAAAAUGUGGGCGCCAUUGGAGUGACAAAGGUCGGUUCUCGUCGUGUCAUACAAUGGGCCUCUCUGAUAAUGAUAGUGCAAGGUGUAAUUGGCAAAUUUGGCGCUGUGUUCAUAAUGAUACCCGAUUCGGUUGUGGGUGGUAUCUUUUGUGUCAUGUUUGGCAUGAUUAUAGCUUUUGGACUUUCUACCUUGCAAUAUGUGGACCUGCGUUCGGCACGCAACCUCUAUAUUAUUGGCUUAUCGAUUUUCUUUCCCAUGGUCUUGUGUAAGUGGAUGCAAGAACAUCCGGGCGCUAUUAAUACUGGAAAUGAAACGGUUGACUCAACGCUUUCGGUGCUUUUGGGCACCACCAUUCUUGUGGGUGGUUUGCUGGGCUGCUUCUUGGAUAAUAUUAUUCCAGGCACUGCUGAGGAGCGUGGUCUCAUCGAAUGGGCCAAUGAGAUGCCGCUUGGCGAUGCGAAUAUUAAUGAUGGCACCGCUACUGAUUAUGACUUCCCAUGGGGCAUGGAGACUUUAAGGAAAUGGAAGUGGACUUAUUAUGUACCGUUCUUGCCAACAUACAAACUCCAAAAAACUAGCUAAAUUUAUGUACUAUAUAUGUUUGUAAUUGUAUAAAAGUGAAA